Messenger RNA from Cyprinodon tularosa, 2697 nucleotides. Its product is annotated as calpain-2 catalytic subunit-like. Gene Ontology annotation, molecular function: calcium-dependent cysteine-type endopeptidase activity; calcium ion binding. Bases 77 to 2179 code for a protein of 700 amino acids. NCBI's taxonomy places the organism in Eukaryota, Metazoa, Chordata, Actinopteri, Cyprinodontiformes, Cyprinodontidae. The record is from RefSeq and is a predicted model, not a curated record. Gene Ontology annotation, biological process: proteolysis. The transcript is spliced from 21 exons. Gene Ontology annotation, cellular component: cytoplasm.
UUUAACCGAACACACUGUCACAAAGAGCAGAGGCAGUAAGCCACAGGUAGACAAAAGCUGAUAAAAUUCCUGCAAGAUGUCUGGCAUUGCCUCCAAGCUUCAGCAUUUUAGAGAUAAAUCUCAUGGGAUUGGAACCAACGCUCACGCACUGAAAUACCUGAACCAAGACUUUGAGGAGUUGAAAAGAAGCUGUCUGGAGAGAGGACAGUUGUUUGAGGACGACUGCUUCGAACCUCUUCCUGCAUCCUUAGGCUUCAAUGAGCUCGGCCCAGACUCCCACAAAGUGCGGGGAGUCACCUGGAAGAGACCUUCUGAGUUGUGUUCAAACCCAAAGUUCAUCUCUGAGAACGCUACCAGGACUGAUAUUUGUCAGGGAGCACUGGGUGACUGCUGGCUCCUUGCAGCUAUUGCAUCCCUGACUCUCAACAAGCAGGUUUUGUACCGUGUUGUGCCCCAUGACCAAAGCUUUGAUGAAAACUAUGCUGGGAUCUUCCACUUCGAGUUCUGGCAGUUUGGUGACUGGGUGGACGUGGUGGUGGAUGAUCGCUUGCCAACCAGAAAUGGAGAACUGCUCUUUGUUCACUCGGAGGAAGGCUCAGAGUUUUGGAGCGCCUUGCUGGAAAAAGCCUAUGCUAAAAUAAAUGGAUGUUAUGAAGCUCUUUCUGGAGGCAGCACCAUAGAGGGUUUUGAAGACUUCACUGGGGGCAUCGCUGAGCGCCAUGAACUCAGCAGACCUGAUCCACAUCUCUUCCAUAUAAUCAGAAAAGCAUUGAGCAGAGGCUCCCUUUUGGGAUGCUCCAUUGAUAUCACCAGUGCAGCUGAUUCUGAGGCAAUUACCCACCGCAAACUGGUGAAGGGGCACGCUUACUCUGUUACAGGAGCAGAGCAGGUUGAGUAUGAUGGGGAGAUGGUGAAGCUGAUCAGGAUCAGAAACCCUUGGGGUCAAGUGGAGUGGACAGGAGCAUGGAGCGACAACUCAUAUGAAUGGAGGCGUGUGAGCAGUGAGGAUCGAGAGCGACUGACCAACCGCUCUGAGGAUGGAGAAUUCUGGAUGUCCUUUUCAGAUUUCCUUCGCGAGUAUUCCCGCCUUGAGAUCUGCAACCUUACCCCAGAUGCUCUGACAGACGAUGAAUACCAGAAAUGGGCGGAAACAGAGUUUGAGGAGACAUGGAGGAGAGGCGUGUCAGCUGGUGGCUGCAGAAACUAUCCAAACAGCUUCUGGACAAAUCCUCAGUUUGUGAUAAAGCUGGACGAAGUGGAUGACGACCCAGAUGAUGAUGAGGAGGAGGGGUGCACAUUCAUUGUGGGCCUGAUGCAGAAGAACAAGCGCCGUAGGAGGAAGUUGGGGGAAGACAUGGAGACCAUUGGAUUUGCCAUUUAUGAUCUUCCUGAGGAGUACUCUGGCCAGAAAAAUGUGCACCUGAAGAAAAACUUUUUCCUGCGUAACCGUUCAGCAGCACGUUCCGAGACCUUCAUCAACCUGAGAGAAGUGAGCAAUCGCUUCCAUCUUCCACCUGGAGAGUACCUCAUUGUUCCCUCCACCUUUGAGCCCGGCAAGAACGGAGACUUUUAUGUGCGGGUGUUCUCUGAGAAACAGGCAGAUUUCCAUGAGAUAGACGACCCCGUAGAAAGCCAUGUGGAGCAGAUUAAUAUUGAUGAGGAUGACAUCUGUGACAAAUUCAAGAGGCUGUUUGGAUAUCUUGCAGGAGAUGAUGUGGAAAUUACUGCAUUCGAACUGGAAAAAAUCCUCAAUAAAGUAGUAGCAAAGAGAGAUGAUAUCAAAACCGAUGGAUUUUCUCUUACAACUUGUCGGAAUAUGGUCAACCUGCUGGAUACAAAUGGAAGUGGUAAGCUGGGGCUGGUAGAGUUCAAGAUCCUGUGGACAAAGAUUGAGAAAUUUCUGGAUCUGUUCAAGUCAAAAGACGUGGAUCAAAGUGGUUGUAUGAGCUCCAUCGAGAUGCGAGUGGCCGUUGAGGAGGCGGGUUUCUCGCUGAACAAUGCUCUGCACCAGAUCAUUGUGGCUCGCUACAGUGAGCAGCUCAGCAUUGACUUUGACAACUUUGUCUGCUGCCUGGUUCGCUUGGAGACACUCUUCAAUGUUUUUAAGGAGAUGGAUAAAGAAGGGUCUGGUGUAAUAGAGCUGAACUUCUUUGAGUGGCUGGAAAUGGCGAUGUUAUAACAGGGCCGCAAGUAAACACUGAAGAAUCUGGGUCUUUUGUGGAUCUGUAUUUAACAAGAUUACUUAGAGUUGUCAACCUUGAACAUGUGUAUAGUUUGCGGCCAGUUGCAGAAAGAGGUUUGCUUAAAGGAUAAUUACUAAAUAUUAGCUUUGAGGGACUAAGUAUUGCAAAUGCUUGCAUUAUUUGUCAACACAAUAAAAAUUACUCGACAAACAUGAUGUAAUUCUUUGGAAUAAAGGGGAAUUCUUCUGGGCUGAUGUUUAAUGAACUUACCUAGAAAGUUGCUUGACACUUCAUCAAAUAUACUUUGUGGCUUUCAAGACUUAAAUAAAAAAAAGCAACGCUUAGAUGAGUGUGGUAUAUAUGAUGACUCUAUCUUAGGACCUAAGUUUGACUGUGUUUACAUUGUUAAAAAAUUAGUGGAUUAUGUGUGACUCUUCCCAUGCAAAACAUGUUACCAUUCACUGAAAUAAAACCAUGAUUUAUCAUCUUUAACUUCUAAGUGAAGAAAAUGUAA